Messenger RNA from Vicia faba (fava bean), 3012 nucleotides. The record is from the annotation of a GenBank genome assembly. NCBI's taxonomy places the organism in Eukaryota, Viridiplantae, Streptophyta, Magnoliopsida, Fabales, Fabaceae.
AUGCGCCUCCUUCUAUCACUACUCCUCUUCCUCCUUAUUUCCACAACACAUAGUACCUCCGAAUACCAAACCUUGCUCUCAUUUAAAUCAUCUUCCAUCACAACCGACCCAACCAACUCCCUCUCCUCAUGGACCACAAAAACCACCCACUGUUCCUGGCACGGCGUCCAAUGCGGCCAACGCCGACACGUUAUCUCCAUCGACCUCUCUUCACUCUCCCUUACCGGCACACUCUCCGACGACAUUUCAAAUCUACCUUUCCUCACCAACCUCUCCCUGGCUGAUAACAAAUUCUCCGGCCCUAUUCCUCCUUCUCUCUCAUCUCUCUCUUCUCUUCGCUACCUCAACCUCUCCAACAAUGUCUUCAACGGCACUUUCCCUUCUCAGCUUUCUACUCUCUCCAAUCUUCAGGUUCUUGAUCUCUACAACAAUAACAUGACCGGUUCACUUCCUCUAUCAGUUACCCACAUGUCGUUUCUCCGUCAUUUGCAUCUCGGUGGAAACUUUUUCACCGGGAGAAUCCCGUCAGAGUAUGGUGUUUGGUCUCAUCUCGAGUAUCUUGCUGUUUCCGGUAACGAGCUUUCCGGUCCUAUUCCGCCGGAGAUCGGGAACCUUACUUCACUCCGCGAGCUUUACAUUGGUUAUUACAACACCUACGACGGCGGUAUCCCACCGGAGAUUGGUAACUUAUCGGAGAUGGUGAGGCUUGACGCUGCUUACUGUGGUUUAACCGGUGAGGUUCCGGCGGAGUUGGGUAAGCUUCAGAAAUUGGAUACUUUGUUUCUUCAGGUAAAUGCGCUUUCCGGGUCUCUUACGCCGGAGCUUGGAAGCUUGAAGAGCUUGAAGUCUAUGGAUUUGUCGAACAAUGGUUUCACCGGUGAAGUUCCGGUGAGUUUUUCUGAGCUGAAGAAUCUUACUCUUUUGAACUUGUUUAGAAACAAGCUUCAUGGAGCGAUACCGGAGUUUAUCGGCGAGAUGCCAGCGCUCGAAGUGUUGCAGAUUUGGGAGAAUAACUUCACCGGAAGCAUUCCUCAGAGUUUGGGGAAAAACGGGAAGCUUACACUUGUUGAUGUUUCUUCAAACAAGUUAACUGGUUCUCUUCCACCUUAUAUGUGUUUUGGGAACAAGCUUCAAACUUUGAUAACUUUAGGGAAUUUCCUUUUUGGUCCCAUUCCAGAUUCACUUGGAAAGUGUAAAUCUUUAAGCAGAAUUCGAAUGGGUGAGAAUUUUCUUAAUGGGUCAAUUCCAAAAGGACUUUUUGGUCUUCCGGAGCUCACACAAGUUGAGCUUCAGGAUAAUCUUUUAUCUGGGAACUUUCCUCAACCUGUUUCUAUGUCUCCAAAUCUUGGUCAGGUUACUCUUUCCAACAACAAGCUUUCUGGGCCGUUACCACCUUCCAUUGGAAACUUCACCAGUGUUCAAAAGCUUCUCCUUGAUGGAAACCAGUUUUCAGGUGAAAUCCCUUCUGAGAUUGGAAAGUUACAACAGCUUUCUAAGAUAGAUUUUAGUCACAACAGAUUCUCUGGUUCCAUUGCGCCGGAGAUUAGUCACUGUAAGCUUUUAACUUUUGUUGAUCUUAGUCGUAACGUGCUUUCCGGUGAGAUUCCUAAUGAAAUCACUAGCAUGAGGAUAUUGAAUUACUUGAAUCUUUCAAAGAAUCACCUUGUUGGUAGUAUUCCAGGGUCAAUUUCCUCAAUGCAAAGCUUAACUUCUGUUGAUUUUUCAUACAAUAAUCUAACUGGUUUGGUUCCUGGUACUGGUCAAUUUAGUUACUUUAACUACACUUCUUUCCUUGGUAACCCUGGACUUUGUGGACCUUAUUUGGGUCCUUGCAAAGAUGGUGUUGUUAAUGGCUCUCAUCAAGCUCAUGUCAAAGGACCACUGUCUUCUACUGUGAAGCUUUUGCUUGUUGUUGGGUUGCUUGUGUGUUCCACUGUAUUUGCUGUUGCCACAAUCUUCAAAACUCGGUCUUUGAAAAAAGCUAGCAAAGCUCGUGCGUGGAAAUUAACCGCAUUCCAACGUUUGGACUUUACCGUCGACGAUGUGCUUGAUUCCUUGAAAGAGGAUAAUAUCAUAGGAAAAGGAGGUGCUGGCAUUGUUUUCAAAGGCUCAAUGCCUAAUGGUGAUCUUGUUGCUGUGAAAAGGUUACCUGCGAUGAGUAGAGGCUCUUCACAUGAUCAUGGUUUUAAUGCUGAGAUUCAAACUUUAGGGAGAAUUCGACACAGACACAUUGUUAGAUUAUUGGGUUUCUGUUCAAACCAUGAAGCAAAUCUCCUGGUUUAUGAGUACAUGCCUAAUGGAAGUUUAGGUGAAGUUCUUCAUGGUAAGAAAGGCGGUCAUUUGCAUUGGGAUACAAGGUAUAAAAUUGCCGUGGAAUCUGCCAAGGGUCUUUGUUAUCUGCAUCAUGACUGUUCUCCACUUAUUGUUCAUCGUGACGUGAAAUCAAACAAUAUCUUACUCGAUACAAGUUUUGAAGCCCAUGUUGCUGAUUUUGGACUUGCUAAGUUCUUGCAAGAUUCCGGAACUUCUGAAUGCAUGUCUGCUAUUGCAGGUUCUUAUGGAUACAUAGCUCCAGAGUAUGCAUACACACUGAAAGUCGAUGAGAAAAGCGACGUGUACAGCUUCGGCGUGGUACUCUUAGAGCUUGUAGCAGGAAGAAAACCAGUUGGAGAAUUCGGAGAUGGAGUCGACAUUGUACAAUGGGUGAGAAAAAUGACUGAUUCAAACAAGGAUGGUGUUCUAAAAGUUCUUGAUCCACGACUUCCCUCGGUUCCAAUUCACGAGGUGAUGCAUGUGUUCUACGUAGCCAUGCUAUGCGUCGAAGAGCAAGCUGUUGAAAGACCAACAAUGCGUGAAGUUGUUCAAAUGCUUACCGAGCUUCCGAAACCAUCACAAAGUUCAAAACAUGUUGAAGAGGACUUAACUGCAUUAACUAUCACUGAAUCCUCUUUGUCAUCAUCAAACAGUUUAGAAGCUCCAGAAAAAGAACCUAAAGAUCUUCUUAGUAUAUGA